AUGUCAUUUGGUAUAGAAAAACAAAUUCAAUUUUCAAAUUUAUCUUAUAAAACUACUGAACAAAUCUUAAUUAAUUAUUUUUCACAAUAUGGACAAAUAGAAAAAUUAAUUUUAUAUAAAGAUGAUCAAGAUCAGUCAUUACGAAAAGGUUUUUUUAUAUAUAAAAAUCUAAAUUCAUUGAAUAAUUUAAUGUCGAAACGACCACAUACAAUUGAUAAUCGACAAAUAUUUCUUCAACGUACAAUACCAAUAAAUCAAUAUACAAAUAGUAAUUAUUUAUCAGAAUCAUUAGGUAUUAAUUUAACAGUCAAUGAAUUAUUUAUUAGUCGUUUAUGUUCUGGAGAAACAAAAGAAAUGUUUAUAGAUUAUUUUCAACGAUUUGGUACUAUAACUUAUUGUCGUGUGUUUAAUUCCUACUCGCAAAAUCCUAAACAAAUGGGUUAUGCAUUUGUACGUUUUGAUGAUUAUGAUAGUGUUGAUCAAAUUAUUCUAUCACGACCACAUAUUAUCAAUUCAAAAUAUUGCCAUAUACGAAAAUCUAUACCGAGAGAAUAUAAUUAUAUAACAUCAUCAAUAAAACCUGUCAGUGUAAAUAAACCUCUAUGGCGUCAUUACGCUUUUGGAUUAAUAAAUAUGCAAACACAUGCAAUUAUCUAUCCAUCACUAUCCACAACUACUCAAUCUAUACCGAUUAAACAAUAUGAUAUACAAGACAAAGUCUCGAUGAAAAAGAGUCCAACUCAUGAAUUUGAAUUAAUUCAAGCAAGUUCUCUCUCGAGUAGUAUAUCACUUGUGAGUUCAACUAUCGAUGAUUUUACACCAUUAUCAUCACCACUUUAUUCAACAGCGAUUGCAUAUUCACCAACAACCGAUAUUAUUUAA
Molecule: messenger RNA, 882 nt
Organism: Adineta steineri
Lineage: Eukaryota; Metazoa; Rotifera; Eurotatoria; Adinetida; Adinetidae
Source: the annotation of a GenBank genome assembly